Aspergillus chevalieri is the source of this 555-nucleotide messenger RNA. RefSeq lists its product as uncharacterized. The coding region runs from base 1 to 555 and encodes 184 amino acids. The record is from RefSeq and is a predicted model, not a curated record. The transcript has a single exon. NCBI's taxonomy places the organism in Eukaryota, Fungi, Ascomycota, Eurotiomycetes, Eurotiales, Aspergillaceae.
AUGACCGACUGCACCACUCCACCUCUGGCAUCCAACAUCUUCAGCCUAGUUCGCAAUCCUGACCAGCCCACUCUCGACAACCCAAACUCCAACCCACCUAUUGAAGAUUUCCAAACGGGCUUUGAAGGAUACUCCGACACGGACCUCAGACAAUAUGCCAAACAGCGCACUACUGAUCUCAGAUGUCAGAGAAACCACAGUCUAGUUGCUGAAUGGAUUGCAGUUCUGGAUCAGAGAUCUGUGGCAGAGGGAAAUGUGGUCAUGCAUCAUUACAUGGAGAAGUCAGCAUGGGAAGGCAUGUUACAGGACGCAGAGGAGGAGGUGUUCAUUCCAGGACAGGCAGAUGUUAAUGAGGCAAAGGACUCAAUAUGGUGGAUGUGGAGGGUGCCAUUUUCGUCGGCAUUCAAUCUCUGGAAUAGUGUGGAGAGUUUGGAAUGGGAGGGGCUUGAGUUGUACUCCAGGUUUGAGUAUUUGGGUGAGGAUGGGGUCGUGCAGACGCAUAUUCCGGACCAGAUUGUAUCGGGGGGUAUAGUUGAUCCUAAGAAUAUGAUAUAG